GUCUGUCUGCCCCGUCAUGGCCCCUCCCUCUCUGUUGAUGGUGCUGAUGGUGGUUGCCAUGGCAACUGGGGCCCGUUCAGCCAGCGAGGAGAAUGAACUGGAUUAUGGGUACUGGAACUACAGAGAAGGAGCUGAUCGUGUGAACGUGGCCUCAGUGCGCAGUGUGACCAGAGUUUUAGACGCCUGGGGAAAACGCAUCUUCAGUGAGAUCAAGACUUUAUUGCACUCUCAGCCCAGCACACUGCUGCCUGACUACUCCAGGGUGCGCCCUCUGUCCGAGUCCGUCAACGACCUGUUCAGAGAAGUCUCCCUGCUGCGCCGGCGCAUCACCGAGCUCUCUCGUCGCCUAGCAACCCUGGAACCGUUCCUCCGUCACCACGGCUACCGGGAGGUGGGGGAGGAGGAGGUGGGAGGCGGCCGGGUUCUGGCACCUCAGAGCCUGAGAGGAGAGGUGGCGAGCAUGGCCCGGUACGCCCAGAGGACCGCGGGGAGGACGAGUCCGCCGAGGGGGAGCCGGGUGGUGAGGAGGAGACGGGUGAGAGUCCUCAAGAAAGGGGGAGUGAAGCUGGUUCAGAGAGAGAGAGACUGACUGAUGGAGGUUGGGGAAGUUUGUGGCUGUGAGACACAGAAACAGGUUCUGAGAAUGUUAUAUAGACUAAUGUAAGAAAUCCAUUUUUUAAACUGUAUAGAUUUCAUUUUUGUAAAAUAACAAUGAUACAUAGACACUGCUUGUCCUGUGAGAUCAGGAGUGAUGAUUAGCGUUUGUAUUAGUCAAUAGAUAACUCAUAUCAUUAAUAAACUCUCAGUUUUAUCACUA
Molecule: messenger RNA, 817 nt
Organism: Siniperca chuatsi (mandarin fish)
Lineage: Eukaryota; Metazoa; Chordata; Actinopteri; Centrarchiformes; Sinipercidae
Exons: 3
Coding region: 17-589 (190 amino acids)
Source: RefSeq, a predicted model, not a curated record